Molecule: messenger RNA, 2622 nt
Organism: Salvia hispanica
Lineage: Eukaryota; Viridiplantae; Streptophyta; Magnoliopsida; Lamiales; Lamiaceae
Product: cation/H(+) antiporter 15-like
Biological process (GO): regulation of pH; proton transmembrane transport
Cellular component (GO): membrane; endomembrane system
Molecular function (GO): antiporter activity
Source: RefSeq, a predicted model, not a curated record
AUGAAGAAUGCAGAUCUCAACAAGUUCAUCACAACAAAAAAGAGACUAUCUAUAUACAAAAACUUUGAAAGGUCUAGACGCAUAGAGGUAGCAAAAAUGGCGGAUUCCACGAACCGAACGGAUCAGAUGAUCGUAUGCUACGCUCCAACGAUGAUCACAACGAAUGGAAUUUGGCAAGGCGAUAACCCUCUCGAUUAUUCCCUCCCCCUCUUCAUCCUACAGCUAACCCUCGUCGUUGUCACCACCCGUAUCCUUGUCUUCGCCCUCAAACCCCUCCGUCAGCCCCGUGUCAUCUCCGAGAUCCUUGGUGGUAUAAUCCUAGGGCCGUCCGUACUGGGAAGAAGCAAGAAGUUCGCAGACACGAUAUUCCCACUAAGGAGUGUCAUGGUUCUCGAAACCAUGGCGAAUGUAGGCCUACUCUACUUCCUCUUCUUGAUCGGGGUGGAAAUGGACAUCACUGUGAUCAAGCGCACUGGUAAGAAGGCGCUGGUCAUCGCGAUCGCAGGCAUGAUCCUCCCAUUCCUCAUAGGCGUCUCCUUUGCUUUCGUUCUGCACGAGAAGUCCGAGUUUGUGAGGCUAGGCACGUUCAUACUCUUCCUCGGGGUGGCCCUCUCUGUCACGUCUUUCCCUGUUCUGGCUCGCAUCCUCGCAGAGCUCAAGCUUCUCAACUCAGAGAUUGGGAGGCUGGCUAUGUCGUCGGCUCUAAUCAACGACAUGUGCGCGUGGAUUCUGCUAGCCUUUGCCAUCGCCUUAGCAGAGAACGAGGCUGCGUCUCUGGCUUCCCUCUGGGUGAUUCUGUCGAGUGUGAUGUUUGUUGUUUUCUGUGUGUGUGUUGUGAGGCCUCUCAUUUGCCGGAUGAUAGGGAACUCACCGGAGGGGGAAUCCGUUAGUGAAUUCUACAUCUGCCUCAUACUCACCGGAGUGAUGAUCUCGGGUUUCAUUACUGAUGCUCUUGGCACACACUCUGUGUUCGGUGCUUUUGUUUUUGGUUUAGUCAUCCCAAAUGGGCCUCUUGGUAUAACUCUUAUAGAGAGGUUGGAGGAUUUCGUCUCCGGCCUUCUCUUGCCCCUAUUUUUCGCCAUCAGCGGCCUCAAAACCGACGUCUCUUCUAUAAAAGAUUUCAGCACUUGGGCUAUUCUAGCUGUCGUUAUCGUUCUUGCCUGUGCCGGUAAAGUUGCAGGCACGCUUCUUGUCACUCUCUACUACAAGAUCCCGUUCUACGAAGGCCUCACGCUCGGUUUGCUCAUGAACGCCAAAGGUCUAAUCGAGAUGAUCGUGCUCAAUGUCGGAAAAGAUCAGAAGGUUCUGGACGACCAAGCAUUCGCUAUUAUGGUGAUUGUAGCAACCGUGAUGACGUCCGUCAUCAGUCCAAUCGUGACAUCCAUAUACAAACCUGCCAAGAAAUUCGCACCGUACAAGAGAAGGACCAUACAGAGAACGAAACCAGAUGGCGAGUUCCGUGUCCUGGUGUGCGUGCACACUCCCAGAAACGUCCCGACCAUCAUCAAUCUUCUAGAAGCUUCCAACCCGACCAAGAAGUCCCCAAUCUGCACGUACGUCCUCCACCUAGUCGAGCUGACUGGCCGCUCCUCGGCCAUGCUCAUAGUCCACACAGCCCGAAAAUCCGGUCGGCCUGCCCUGAACCGAACCCAGGCCCAGUCCGACCACAUCAUCCACGCCUUCGAAAACUUCCAGCAGAACGUAGGGUUCGUAUCGGUCAAUCCCCUUACCGCCAUCUCGCCUUACUCGACAAUGCACGAGGACAUAUGCGAGGUGGCGGAGGACAAGCGCGUUGCUCUGGUCAUCAUCCCCUUCCACAAGCAGCAGACGGUUGAUGGUGGGAUGGAGGCCACGAACCCGGCCUUCCGCACCAUCAACCAGAACGUGCUGGCAAACGCGCCAUGCUCAAUAGGGAUCCUGGUCGACCGGGGCCUCACCGGGUCGAACAGGCUGGCCGCCAACCAGAUCGCCCAUCACGUGGCGGUUCUGUUCUUUGGCGGCCCAGACGACCGGGAGGCGCUGGCGUACGCCUCCCGGAUAUUGGAGCACCCAGGGAUAAACCUCACGGUGCUCCGGUUCACGCCAGGGGAGGGCGGCGACGCCGCGGGGCGGGCGCAGAGUGGGCGGGAGGUCCUGACGGUGGACACGGACAACGAUCGGGAGAAGCAGAUGGAUGCGGAGUUUAUCAACCAGUUUAGAGCGAAGACUUCGAGCGAUCCUUCAGUUACUUACACGGAGAAGUUUGUGAACAAUGGGGAGGAGACGGUGGCGGCGAUAAGGUCGAUAGAUGUGAUUCAUGACCUGUUUAUAGUGGGGAGAGGGGAGGGGCAGACGUCGCCGCUGACGGCGGGGCUGACGGAUUGGAGCGAGUGCCCGGAGCUAGGGGCGAUUGGGGAUUUGCUUGCGUCGUCGGAUUUCGCGGCCACGUGUUCGGUGCUGGUGAUGCAGCAGUAUGUGGGGGCGGAGGUGUUUGGGGAGGCGGCGGCGGGGACACCGGAUAGUCCCGGUCAGCUCCAUGAUCGGCCGUUUGAUUUGGGGCGGCGGACCUCGCCGAGGGGGCUUACGCAGCCGUGAUGGCUGGCUAGCUGUGUAAUCAGAAUGAAGUUUUUCAUGGAUUCUUGU